This is a messenger RNA of Alternaria atra, 1533 nucleotides long. RefSeq lists its product as uncharacterized. Gene Ontology annotation, biological process: sterol metabolic process. Gene Ontology annotation, molecular function: iron ion binding; monooxygenase activity; heme binding. NCBI's taxonomy places the organism in Eukaryota, Fungi, Ascomycota, Dothideomycetes, Pleosporales, Pleosporaceae. The transcript is spliced from 4 exons. Bases 1 to 1533 code for a protein of 510 amino acids. The record is from RefSeq and is a predicted model, not a curated record.
AUGGCGCUUUCCGACGUUUUCGACCGAUUUGCAGACACCAAAACAAUCCUCCUCUUCUUGGUAGUCGUCCUGGUUCUCACAACAUGCGCUACUGUCUCGCUACCUUACUCGCAUCGCAUACCUGCGGACGCGCCGCCUCAAGUCAGCGAUGAUCUCCCCAUUGUUGGAGCUCUUGGUUUCUGGACUGAGCGAUGGAACUGGUGGAGCGGGCGACGCGACCAGUCCAAGACUGGCACCUUCUCUUUCCAUGUCGGGCCAAACAUGGUCGUUGCGCUCUCAGGAGAUAAGGGACGUCGGUUGUUCUUCGAGUCGAAAGAUUUGGGCUUCACUGAGGGCUACGCUGUGCUAUUCGGUUCCACGCCCAAGUCAACCAAGGAGAUUACCGACGAGGAUAAGAACCUUGCCUUCGACGCCUGGUUCCAUCGCCGUCUUACCUUCCUCUUGAAGCAAGAACAAUUCCGGCGCAAGCUGCCUGUUCUCAUAUCCGAUACAAAGGAAGCUCUAGAAGCCAUCAAAAAUGAUGUUAGCGGCCGUACGAAUCCCUUUGAGAGCCUUUAUCGCAUUGUAUUCCGCCUCACUAUCCGUAUGGUAGGUCCUACUGAGAUCGCCGAAGAUCCGAAGAAGCUAGAAGACGCCAUGAAGAUGUUCGAAAUGAUCGAUAGAAGCGCGACCGCUACGUCAGUCAUUUUCCCAAAACUGCCUUCACCAGCUAUCCUGCAACGGACAUAUGCAGGUGCGCGACUUUAUAUGAUGAUCGACAAUAUUAUCAAGGAGCGUGCCGCGAGUGACAAGAAGCACGACGAUGCCCUACAACACAUGCUAGACCAGGGCGACCGCGCUGUCAGAAUCGUUGAGUUCAUAGUUGGGGCGUUGUUCGCUGGAUUGCUUAACAGCGGUAUCAAUGCAGGUUGGGUAAUGUGCUAUCUCGCGACGUCACCCGAGUGGCUCGCCAAAGCGAAGGACGAGAUCCGCAGCACUGCGGCGAGGUACGCUAGAGAUCCGAACGCAGCCUUGCGGGACCAGCUCGAUGACGUACCUGUCGAAGCGUGGGAGACGGAAUUUCCGGUCAUCGAUAUGUGUCUCCGGGAUUCCUUGCGACUGAACCUUCUUGGUACAGCCUUCAGGCGGAACAUUAGCGGCAGAAGCAUACCCACAGGAAAUGGCAAUGAAGUCAUCCCACCCGGCGCAUUCGUUACGUACGCCACGGGCGAUAUUCAUUACGAUCCAGACGUCUAUACUGACCCGCACAAGUGGGAUCCUGCUCGAUACCUACCCGAACGCGCUGAGGACAAGAAGAAGGCAUCGCAUGGCUUUAUCGGCUGGGGGUCAGGACGGCAUCCGUGCUUGGGCAUGCGCUUCGCCAAAUUGGAGCAGAAUAUCAUCACCGCUUACUUCAUCGCGACGUUUGACUUCAAGCUUGAAGACGAGAAAGGCAAUCACCUUACAGUUGCCCCUUUGGUUGACCACAAUCGACACUCAGCGCACAAACCGGCCAAAUUGCAGUUCCUCAGGGUUAGAACGAAGGAGAUAUAG